This is a messenger RNA of Sciurus carolinensis (gray squirrel), 1416 nucleotides long. RefSeq names its product MARCO like (gene Marcol). The record is from RefSeq and is a predicted model, not a curated record. The coding region runs from base 1 to 1416 and encodes 471 amino acids. NCBI's taxonomy places the organism in Eukaryota, Metazoa, Chordata, Mammalia, Rodentia, Sciuridae. The transcript is spliced from 5 exons. Gene Ontology annotation, molecular function: protein binding.
AUGCGGGCUUUCAUUUUUCUUCCCUUCAUGUUCCUGGCUGUGUACUCAGUAUCUUCAGAUCAGAUUUCAAAACCAAGUGUUUUCAAACUAGAAGAGAAUCAAAAAUCUGCACAUUUUCUAGAGGCAAAAAAAGGAGCUAAUCCUCUAGGAGAACAAAAGGAAUCUAAUAAGCUAGAAGGAAGUCACACACAAGGAAAACCAGGGAUGAUUUUUUUGCAAGGAAGACCAAGAUAUUCUAAUCAGCCAGGUAACCCUGGGAAUUUUGAUCAGCAAGGAAGGCUGGAAGUUUUGAAUCAGCCUUUGGUGUCUGGAACUUGGAUUUUGCAAGAGAAGUCAGGAGAAUCAAACCAAAAAGGAAAUACAGAUGCUCCUAAUGACCAAGGAAAAUCAGGAUCUUCUAACCAGCUAGGGAAGCAAGAGUCUUCUGGCCAACAAGGGAAGCCAGGGUCUUCCAGCCAGCAAGAGAAGUCAGAGUCCUCUAGCCAACAAGGAAAGCCAGGGUCUUCCAGCCAGCAAGAGAAGUCAGAGUCUUCUAGCCAACAAGGGAAGUCAGGGUCUUCCAGUCAGCAAGAGAAGUCAGAGUCUUCUAGUCAACAAGGGAAGCCAGGGUCUUCCAGCCAGCAAGAGAAGUCAGAGUCUUCCAGUCAGCAAUGGAAACUUGGGUCUCCUGGUCAGCAAGGGAAGCUUGGGUCUUCUAGCCAGCGAGGGAAGCUAGGGUCUUCCAGUCAGCAAUGGAAGCUUGGGUCUCCUAGCCAGCAAGGGAAGCUUGGGUCUCCUAGCCAGCAAGGGAAGCUAGGGUCUUCUAACCAGCGAGGGAAGCUAGGGUCUUCUAGCCAGCGAGGGAAGCUAGGGUCUUCCAGUCAGCAAUGGAAGCUUGGGUCACCUAGCCAGCAAGGGGAGUCAGAAUUGUCUAGCCAGCAACGGAAGCUAGGGUCUCCUAGCCAGCGAGGGAAGCUAGAGUCAUCUCGCCAACAAAGGAAAUCACGAUCUUUUUACAUGCAAGAAGAAAGUAAAAAGGUAGACAACGCUCCAAAGGGCAAUGUAAUGGAAAUUCAGACCGGCAGCUUUGACAGCAAAAACCCACCUAGAAAUACAAAAUGUCAAUCCGUUUACAAACCAGUCUGUGGUUCUGAUGGAAAAACCUAUGGUAACCAGUGUAUAUUUGACCAAGCAAAAAGAAAAGUGUUAACGGUGUUCCUCUUACCUUGUACCCCACGUGUGGAACAGGAGGACAGACCCUUGGUUACCACUGCAGGUCAAGCCCACAGUGUCCUUCCAACAACUCUUCCAGCUAUGGCUGAACUUUAUUUCCCUCUGCAGAGAUCUUUGCAUUUGGUCAACGUCCACACUACUCUUCUGGUGCUGUAUGAAGUUCACUUGCUCCUCAUUUUACCAGCACAUCACUUUGCAUCAUAA